Staurois parvus is the source of this 479-nucleotide messenger RNA. Lineage: Eukaryota; Metazoa; Chordata; Amphibia; Anura; Ranidae. The record is from the annotation of a GenBank genome assembly.
AUGGCGCCCCUGUACCGCCUCCUCAUGCUGCUGCCAGGCCCGUAAUCUGCCAUGGGCCCCCGUACCGACUCCUCAUGCUGCUGCUGCCAGGCCCGUAAUCUGCCAUGGGCCCCUGUACCGCCUCCUCAUGCUGCUGCCAGGUCCAGAGUGUGUCAUGGGUCCCUGUACGGCCUCCCAUUGCUGCUGUCUCCAUCGCCACACUCUGCCAUGUGCCACUUUCAGGUCUCCUCACACUGCUGGUGGUUUCCAUUUUUGUCAUAGGGUGCUGUAUGGCCUCCCAUUGCUGCUGCCUCCACCGCCACACUGUGGCUCCACACUCUGGUUUUGGCCCCGUGACUGCCCAAAUGAGUGAAGUGUGCGGUGAUUCUAAGAUCGACGGCACUCAUCUGCAUGUCAUACUGACUGACAGUAUUAUUUCUCUUCCCCAGCAGACUCCAAGGGCAUUUAAAUUAAAGGUACAGUGUUCAGCACUAAUAUUA